Molecule: messenger RNA, 2542 nt
Organism: Papaver somniferum (opium poppy)
Lineage: Eukaryota; Viridiplantae; Streptophyta; Magnoliopsida; Ranunculales; Papaveraceae
Product: sterol 3-beta-glucosyltransferase UGT80A2-like
Exons: 14
Coding region: 340-2274 (644 amino acids)
Biological process (GO): carbohydrate metabolic process
Molecular function (GO): hexosyltransferase activity; UDP-glycosyltransferase activity
Source: RefSeq, a predicted model, not a curated record
AUGUCAUGAUGUGGGAACACCAACUUCACGUGCAAACCUCAUUUUCAGAAAAAGAAAGUGUAACGGCCGUUCUUUUUUUAUUUUUCCUUUAGAGGGAAAAACCAGAAUACCUGCCGUUCUAACACAAGUAAAAAACACUUUAGGUCUGAAAAAAAAUAAAUGUAAAGCACCAACUCACAGAAUUUUUUAAACUCCAAUUCUUUUUUCUUUCAAUUCUCCCUGCUUAGGGUUUUGAAUUGGUCUUUUUAAUAUACAGAAGAAUCUAUCUGUUCUUCAUCUCCAGAAAUUUGUGUUUAAUAAUCUUCUUCCCCAGCUGUAUCUCUCUCUGUCUCUCUCCCCAUGACUUCAUCAAGGGGAGAAGAAGGAAAGAAUUCUUCAGAAAUGGCGGUGGAUCCACAAUUGCAUCAUCCUCACAACUCUUCUUCUGAGGAUGUUAGUGUAAUUAUGGAAAGUAUUGAUGCCGGUGGACUGGAGGAAACCAAAGGAACUCCUGGAUCGAAAGGGGAAGAUGAUGAUGCCAACAACUCUAGCAUUUCAGGAACUGGUGACAGGAGUUCGCCUAGGGGGACGAAUAUGUCUGAAGUGAAUUCAGAUCUUGAUAAACCACAGUUGAAAAUGAAUGAACCGACUUUGGAAAGGUCUAAAACUGAGAGGCGUCAACAAAGUCCAUUACCUGCUGAGCAGGCAGCACGCAUUUUUGAUGAAAAUUUGCCCAUUCAGAAAAAGUCUGCCAUUCAUUUGAGAAGUUAUUUUCCAAUUAUGCAGCUUGAAAUGCUGAAGCGGAUGGGUACUGUGAAACAUGAUGGUACUGUUGAGUUUGAAGUUCCAGUGGAUGCUAAACAUGGAGGUUUUGAUUUUGAAGAUGCUGGUAGUGAAGCUGUUGAUGAGGAACCUAUUGACUCAACAGACCUUCAGUAUAUACCACCGUUGCAAAUAGUAAUGCUUAUUGUUGGUACCCGUGGAGAUGUACAACCAUUUAUUGCUAUUGGUAAACGCCUGCAGGAUUAUGGUCAUCGUGUUAGACUAGCAACCCAUGGGAACUUCAAGGAGUUUGUCUUGACUGCUGGUUUGGAGUUCUAUCCUUUAGGUGGAGAUCCAAAAAUUCUUGCUGAAUACAUGGUAAAAAACAAAGGAUUUUUGCCUUCUACUCCUUCAGAAAUACCUAUUCAGCGUAAACAGUUGAAGGAAAUUAUCUUUUCUUUACUCUCGGCAUGCAAAGAACCAGAUCUCGAUUCUGGUAUUCCUUUCAAAGCAGAAGCAAUAAUUGCCAACCCUCCGGCAUAUGGACAUGCACAUGUAGCAGAGCAUCUAGAAAUACCGAUCCAUAUAUUUUUCACAAUGCCAUGGACGCCAACUAGUCAAUUUCCACAUCCUUUAUCCCGUGUCAAGCAGCAAGCUGGUUAUAGGGUAUCAUAUCAAAUUGUUGACUCAAUGAUUUGGCUUGGAAUCCGAGAUAUGAUAAAUGAAUUUAGGAAGAAAAAGCUGAAGUUACGACCAGUUACGUAUUUAAGUGGUGCCCAUGGAUCUGGAUCUGAUGUUCCUCAUGGGUAUAUCUGGAGUCCUAACCUCGUUCCAAAGCCCAAAGAUUGGGGGCCUAAAAUCGAUGUUGUUGGGUUUUGCUUCCUUGACCUUGCGUCAAAUUAUACACCACCAAAACCUCUGCUAGACUGGCUUGAAUCCGGUCCAAAGCCUAUCUAUAUCGGGUUUGGAAGCCUUCCUGUUCAAGAGCCUGAGAAAAUGACCCAGAUCAUUGUUGAAGCUCUAGAAAUCACCGGGCAGAGAGGCAUAAUCAACAAAGGGUGGGGUGGUCUUGGAGAAUUGGCAGAACCUAAGGAAUCAAUUUAUUUGCUGGACAACUGUCCCCAUGACUGGCUUUUCUUACAAUGCACGGCUGUGGUUCAUCACGGUGGUGCUGGAACAACAGCUGCUGGACUUAAAGCUGCGUGCCCAACUGCUAUUGUGCCAUUCUUUGGAGACCAGCCAUUUUGGGGAGAGCGAGUUCACGCUAGAGGUGUAGGUCCACCUCCUAUUCCUAUUGAUCAAUUUUCCUUGCAGAAGCUGGUAGAUGCAAUAAACUUCAUGCUGGACCCCAAGGUCAAGGAGGCUGCUGUGGAACUAGCAAAGGCCAUGGAAAAUGAGGACGGAGUUACAGGAGCUGUGAAGGCUUUCUUUAAACACCUUCCACGAAAAAAGCCUAUUUCGGAUCAACAGGCUACUACGCCAUUACCAUCAGGGGGUUUGUUUGGAUUAGGGAAGUGUUUUGGUUGUUCCUGAAUAUGCAGCUCCAUUUGUUGUCCCUUGGUUUUGUAUGCUGUGUUACUAAUUGUCACUGAGAUCUCUCACUUUCAAACUUCGAUCAUGUAUAGUUUAAACUCUUCCCAGACAAACCACAACUGCAAACUGGGUUAGAGUUCUGCUAACUAGUUACAUAUUCGGGACAUCACUCUCAGUUGCUGAAUAUUUAAAGUUGAGAAGUUUUGGAGUUGGAAAUGAUGUAAUUUCUGCAAUGUAAAUCUUUUUACCCUGCUUUAUUUUCUCUAAA